Messenger RNA from Aegilops tauschii subsp. strangulata, 507 nucleotides. Lineage: Eukaryota; Viridiplantae; Streptophyta; Magnoliopsida; Poales; Poaceae. The record is from RefSeq and is a predicted model, not a curated record.
AUGGCUUCACAUGCGGCAUCUGCUUGCAGAACGCCCAUCCUACUCGCCAUCGUUUUGGCCGCGUUGGUCCUGCCAUCCUUAGCUUGUCGGAAGGCUCGAGCUCCAGCUCCGGCGCUGGCUCCGGCCCCGGCUCCGGCGCCCGUGAUACUGUGCCAAGAUUGUGACUCGCGGUGUCAGUCGGCGUCGAUGUGCGAUGCCUACGUUGCAGCGGCGGGCUGCGGAAAUGCCUGCAGCGGCGCGACGCCGGACUGCGAGCCCUGCAAGUCCGAGGUCCUCCGAAUCUGCUUGCCCAGCUGCAACGAGGGCUGCCCCAAGAACUGCGCUGAGUGCGACUGUCCCAGGGUAUGCGCCAAUGCCUGUGGCGACGGCGCCAUGCGCCAGUGUAAGGAGAAGUGCGUCUACUCCUUCUACGCGGUCGACUCCUGCCACAAAUGCUGGGACAGGGCCCGCGCGCGGUGCACCGAUGCCUGCAACAGCGACUGCAAGGCCAACUGCGUCAGCGGCUGA